This is a messenger RNA of Solanum tuberosum (potato), 2135 nucleotides long. RefSeq lists its product as uncharacterized. The transcript has 4 exons. NCBI's taxonomy places the organism in Eukaryota, Viridiplantae, Streptophyta, Magnoliopsida, Solanales, Solanaceae. The coding region runs from base 173 to 1624 and encodes 483 amino acids. The record is from RefSeq and is a predicted model, not a curated record.
CAAUACGAGUAUCGACUACCAAGCUUUCACGUGUCAUCAUUUGGUCUACUUUUUCAGAUUUCCACAAUUCAAACCCAGAAACAGAAACAGAGACAGAACCAAAAAUCUGAGAUCUUCUCACAAUACAGUUCGAUUUCCAUAGUUUCAGUCAUCACUAUCUUAGUUUUUUUCCAUGUUCAGUUCGUCCAACACUGUAGAAAUGCCUAUGGUUCCAAGAUUCAUUCAUACACAAAAUCGCCUCAAAGAUCUUCUCUUAAUCUUCUCCACACUUGUUAUCUUCUACCUCAUCUUCCUUCUUCAUCACAUCCAUACCCCCAAAACUUCCUUCAAUCCAAAUCCCAAUUUCUCCAAAACCCCUUCAAUUCCCACUAAUCUUUCAAUCUCACACCUCUUCUUCUCAAUUGCCGCUUCUUCUUCUUCUUUCUCUAACCGUCUCUCUUACAUUAACCUCUGGUACAAACCCAAUUCCACAAACGCCGUUGUUUUCCUUGACGACCCGAUUUCCAUUUCUACCCUCUCUGUUUCAUCUCCCCCAAUUCUUGUUUCAUCGGAUACUUCCAAGUUUCCUUAUUCUUUCCCGGCUGGUCGUCGUUCGGCGAUUCGGAUUGCUCGUAUUGUUAAAGAUACUUUUGAUUUGGUUAAAAAUGUGAACUUUAAUGAUACCCGUUGGUUUGUUUUUGGUGAUGAUGAUACUGUUUUCUUUACGGAUAAUUUGGUUAGAGUUUUGUCAAAAUAUGAUUGUGAGAAGUGGUAUUAUGUUGGUUAUAAUUCAGAGAGUUUUGAGCAAAAUGAGAAGUAUUCGUUUGAUAUGGCAUUUGGAGGGGGUGGGUUUGCACUAAGUGCUCCAUUGGCUAAGGGUUUAGCUAGGGUUUUGGAUUCUUGUUUGAUUAGGUACCCUCAUUUGUAUGGCAGUGAUUCCAGGAUUUUUUCUUGUGUAGCUGAGCUUGGAGUACAUUUGACUCGCGAACCUGGAUUCCACCAGGUUGAUGUUCGAGGAAAUCUGUUUGGUAUCCUUGCUGCACAUCCAUUAUCACCUUUGUUAUCACUUCAUCACUUGGAUGUCGUGGAGCCGCUUUUUCCUGGCAUGACUAGGAUUCAAGCAGUGAACCAUCUUUUCCAAGCUGUCCAUGCUGAUCCAGCUAGGAUUUUGGAACAAACUGUGUGCUAUGACAAGUCCAUUUUACUGACAGUUUCAGUUGCAUGGGGUUAUGCCGUUCAGGUGUUUGAAGGGAAUCAACUUCUUCCAGAUCUUCUCUCGCUGCAGCGUACAUUUACACCAUGGAAAAGGGGUAAAAAUGUUUCUGCAAACUAUAUGCUCAACACUAGAAGCAACCCUAGUGAUCCAUGCAAAAAACCUGAUGUCUUCUUCUUGAAAAAGGUGCUUCCUAGUAUAGAUGGCAUAUGGACUGAGUAUACAAGACACAAUGUUGGGAAGUGUGUUAGAAGUAAUCCUACAAAAAAGUUGGUAAAGAUAAGGGUCUUCUCGCAGAAGUUAGCCUUCGAUGUUGAACAGUUGAAGGCACCUCGUCGACCAUGCUGUGACAUUUCAUCACCUAUCAAUGAGACGAUGAUAGUUGGUAUUAGACAAUGUGGGCAUGAUGAGUUGAUCUCAGUGCAGACUUAAAAUGAUACUUAAUGUUGCUUGACAAACGGCCUGUCAAUCCAUGGUUUGGAUGAGUGGGGGGUUAUGCAGUCUCUUGACAGAACUCUCUCUUCCGAUUUCUGAAUUUUAUAAGAUUUAUGCCAUUGUUACUCUACCUCCCGUACUAUUAAGGAACUCUUGUAGGAGGAUGUCAUGUGUGUUGCAUCUCUUCUGGAAAGAGUAGUAAUCACUCUUGAGAAACCUUGGUGGCUCGUCGAUUCCAUGGAUCUCUGGCCAUAAGCAAGUUCUGUGCUUAUAGUUUCUUUGGGUGUAUUCCGCCAUACCACGGACUGAAGUUGAUAUUGUUAUGUUUUUAUGAACUAUGAUUAGUUUAAUUUUUUGAUUUUUUUACUGGAGAAAGAUGAGCCUAGACAGACCUCAGGAAAGUUUAGUUAAGGUGGCAUAUAUUAAUUCACCAGAAAUGUAACUUAUCCAGAUCAAACUGUGGUUUUGAAAACAUUUCUUGCUUACAUUUGCCAGAUACAGUUGCAAA